AUUUUCUCUCGUUUGGGUGAUUUUAGGGAUUAGUUUUACCAAUUAAAAUAAUGUACGAUCAGCGACAAGUGAGAAUGGAUUUGAGCAAGAAGCAGGGAAAUGGUAGGGGAAGAUAUAUAGAGGAAGAAAGGCUAGAGAUUGUAAACUUGAGUGGGAUGUCAUUGGAUUCCCUUCCAAAUCCAUCUCUAAAUUUGUCUACUAUUUGCAAGUUAGACCUCUCCAACAAUAAUCUUGAGAGCAUACCAGAGUCCCUAACCGCAAGGUUACUGAAUUUGGUGGCAUUCGAUGUGCACUCCAAUCAACUCAAGUUUCUCCCCUACUCAAUAGGUUGUCUGUCUAAGCUCAAAAUUCUCAACGUUUCUGGCAACCUUCUCCACACUCUACCUAAAACUAUUGAAAAUUGCAGGUCAUUGGCAGAAUUGAAUGCUAAUUUCAACAAGCUUACAAUGCUGCCAGACACUAUUGGAUUUGAGUUGGUCAACCUGAAAAAACUGUCAGUCAACUCAAACAAGUUGAUUUUCCUCCCUCAAUCCAUCACUCACCUGGCUUCCCUACGAGUUCUCGAUGCACGCCUUAAUUGCCUCAGGUCUCUGCCAGAGGACAUGGAGAAGUUAAUCAACUUAGAGGUUCUCAACCUAAGCCAAAACUUCCACUACCUUGAAAACCUACCAUGCUCCUUAGGCCUCCUCGUUUCCCUUGUGGAAUUGGACAUUAGUUACAACAAAAUAAAAAGAUUGCCUGAUUCCAUCGGAUGCAUGAAGAAACUCCAGAAGCUUUGCGUGGAAGGGAACCCCCUGGUUUCGCCACCGAUGGAGAUGUUUGAGCAGAGCUUGCAUGCGGUUAAGGAGUACCUGAGAGAGAAAAUGAAUGCAAGGCACAAAAGCCCCCAAAAGAAGAAAUCAUGGGUGGGGAAGUUGGUGAAAUAUGGGACCUUCAGUGGGCACAUGAUGAGAGGCGCAGGUCUUGGGGAGAGAGAGAGGUUCAUCAUGUCAGAAUAUAGGUCCAUCGACGGUCUAGCUUCACCUCGCUACAUGGGGAUGUUCUCUCCGCGCCGACUAUUCUCGCCUCGUACUUACUUUACCAGAUGA
Durio zibethinus is the source of this 1088-nucleotide messenger RNA. Its product is annotated as plant intracellular Ras-group-related LRR protein 6-like. The record is from RefSeq and is a predicted model, not a curated record. Lineage: Eukaryota; Viridiplantae; Streptophyta; Magnoliopsida; Malvales; Malvaceae. Gene Ontology annotation, molecular function: protein binding. Gene Ontology annotation, cellular component: cytoplasm.